AUGAGUGAUAUGUACACAGGAAAAGCUGGUUCAGAAGAUGAAGAUAGCGAUCCUCCUCGUUCUGCUUGUCGCCCUGGUCGCCGUGCAAACGUCGAGUCGUGGCGUCGUCGCUUCUUUAGACGGUUUAGACGAUUCGUCAGACUUGUGACGAAACCUAUCAAGGUAUGGAGAAAUGGAAAGUGGAUUUGGAAAACUGUUACUGGGAAACGCGGGGUCAGCGAACUCGAUCUCAAUAACGAUGGUCACGUGGACUUGGAAGAACUCACUAAGAUGAUUGGAGAGCGGGACGCACGUGACCUAAUGGAGACCUUGUCGGGUUCUUCUAAUAGCGUUCCAAUAGAGGAGUUCGAAAGAAAUCUUCGUGAUCUGACCGAACGUAAGUAUUAA
Messenger RNA from Gigantopelta aegis, 387 nucleotides. RefSeq lists its product as uncharacterized. Bases 1 to 387 code for a protein of 128 amino acids. NCBI's taxonomy places the organism in Eukaryota, Metazoa, Mollusca, Gastropoda, Neomphalida, Peltospiridae. The transcript is spliced from 4 exons. The record is from RefSeq and is a predicted model, not a curated record.